Molecule: messenger RNA, 2892 nt
Organism: Equus caballus (horse)
Lineage: Eukaryota; Metazoa; Chordata; Mammalia; Perissodactyla; Equidae
Gene: CROT
Product: carnitine O-octanoyltransferase
Cellular component (GO): peroxisome
Molecular function (GO): carnitine O-octanoyltransferase activity
Source: RefSeq, a predicted model, not a curated record
UGCGCCCCCUCCCUCCCUUAAUCCUCAGCGGGUGGGGGAAAGUUACGUCCUGUAGAACGGAGUUAAAUAGUGUAGAACGACGGAGGUGUCAGGACUCAGCGAGGGUCUCCUGUCAUCAGUGAUCUCACCUGCCGGGGUCGGAGAGGUACCCUUGAGUCGCCAGGCUUGUGAUCUCAAAACAGAAUUGUUGCAGCAGGCUACCGGCAGUCCUAAACAGUUCAUCUUGGUGUACUGUUUUCCGAUUGUGAUUGCAUCAUGGAAAAUCAGUUGGCUAAAUCAGCUGAAGAACGAACAUUUCAGUACCAAGAUUCUCUUCCAUCACUGCCUGUUCCUUCACUUGAAGAAUCAUUAAAAAGAUAUCUUGAAUCAGUAAAGCCCUUUGCAAAUGAGGAAGAAUAUAAGAAAACUGAAGAAAUUGUCCGAAAAUUUAAAAAUGGGAUUGGAGGAGAAUUACACCAGAAAUUACUUGAAAGGGCAAAAGGAAAAAGAAAUUGGCUGGAAGAGUGGUGGCUGAAUGUUGCAUAUCUGGAUGUUCGUAUGCCGUCACAACUGAAUGUCAACUUUGCGGGUCCUGCGCCCUAUAUUGAACACUAUUGGCCUCCAAAGGAAGGCACCCAGUUGGAAAGAGGAAGUAUAAAUCUUUGGCAUAACUUAAACUACUGGCAGCUAUUAAGAAAAGAAAAAGUGCCUGUUCAUAAAGUUGGAAAUACUCCUCUAGAUAUGAGUCAAUUCCGAAUGCUAUUUUCUACCUGCAAGGUGCCAGGAAUUACUAGAGAUUCAGUUAUGAGUUAUUUUAGGACUGAGAGUGAAGGGCAUACUCCAAGUCACAUUGCAGUCCUCUGUCGUGGCCGAGUUUUUGUCUUUGAUGCAAUACAGGAAGGAUGUUUGAUCACCCCACCAGAGAUUCUCAGGCAGUUGACAUACAUCCAUCAGAAGUGCCAUAGUGAACCUGACGGACCUGGGAUAGCAGCAUUAACUAGCGAGGAGCGAACUCGAUGGGCUAAGGCACGAGAAUAUUUGGUUAGUCUUGAUCCAGAGAACUUGACUAUGUUAGAAAAAAUUCAGAGCAGUUUACUGGUGUAUUCCAUAGAGGAUGGCAGUCCACAUGUAACACCAGAAGAUUAUUCUCAGGUAACUACAAUGCUUCUUACUGGAGACCCAACAGUGCGCUGGGGUGACAAAUCCUAUAACUUGAUUUCCUUUGCUAAUGGAGUAUUUGGCUGUAAUUGUGAUCAUGCUCCUUAUGAUGCAAUGAUUAUCGUAAACAUCAGCCAUUAUAUUGAUGAGAAAAUUUUGGAGAAUGAAGGAAGAUGGAAGGGUUCAGAAAAUGUACGGGAUAUACCACUUCCAGAGGAGCUUAUUUUCACUGUGGAUGAGAAAGUAUUAGAUGAUAUCAACCAAGCUAAAGCCCAAUAUCUCAAGCAGGCCUCUGAUCUGCAGAUUUUCGUGUAUGCCUUUACAUCUUUUGGCAAAAAGUUAACCAAGAAGAUGAGGCUUCACCCUGAUACGUUUGUUCAGCUUGCACUUCAGCUGGCCUAUUAUAGACUUCACGGAUGCCCUGGUUGCUGCUAUGAAACAGCUAUGACAAGAUAUUUUUAUCAUGGCCGUACAGAGACUGUGCGAUCUUGUACAGUAGAAGCAGUCAGGUGGUGCCAGUCCAUGCAGAAUCCUUAUGCCAGUCUCCUUGAGCGGCAGCAAAAGAUGUUACAGGCUUUUGCAAAGCAUAAUAAAAUGAUGAAAGAUUGUUCAACUGGAAAAGGAUUUGACCGUCAUCUUUUAGGUCUUUCACUCAUAGCAAAAGAGGAAGGUCUCCCAAUUCCAGAACUCUUUACGGACCCACUUUUCUCCAAAAGUGGAGGAGGUGGAAACUUUGUCCUCUCAACAAGCCUGAUUGGUUACUUCAGAAUCCAGGGAGUGGUGGCUCCCAUGGUGCACAAUGGCUAUGGAUUUUUCUACCACAUCAGAGACAACAGGUUUGUUGUGGCCUGCACAGCUUGGAAAUCAUGUCCAGAGACUGAUGCAGAAAAGCUAAUUGAGCAGAUUUUUCAUGCUUUCCAUGAUAUGAUUCAGCUGAUGAACACCGCUCAUCUUUAGAGAUUAAUCAUUUAUUAAGCACUUACCAAAAUAUAUUAUUAAACUGGGUGCUGGGAGUGGGUUGGUACUGUGAGAUACGAAGAAAUGUUGACUUAAAGGAAACUUGUUAAAUGAAGAAAUUAGUAGAGUCACGCUCUCUAAAUUUAUUCUGACGUAGAAAGUAGAAAUAUUUUUAAGCUUCCUCUGAUGCUGCAGCAAUGCAAAUUAUGAUAUAGUGAAUAUAGAACUAUGCAAUAUUUAAGAUAAGCCUCAACAAUGCAAAUCUACAAAUUUUAAUAAUGCAAGUCUUGCUCUAACUUUUAAAUAUUUUUGUUGGUAUCUGAACAGGUUAUAAAUCCUCUCUCUGAACAUCAUUGUAGAGUCUUAUCUUCCAAGCACUUUAACAUUUUCUAGUUGCCAAAGGGUAUGAAAUACAUGACUGGACACUAAUUUCCCUGAAAUCAGUGCCUUCCACAUUCACCACAGGGAUACAAGCCUACUAUGUUUGAUGGGAAAGACCACUACAAUUUAAUGAUGAUCUUUAAAAAAUGGUUUCUGUUGGCCAGACAGAAGAAUUAGAUUGUAGGAAGGAGGUUUACAUCCUCUGACACACACACACAACCUAAUAAAAUUCAUUACAGUAUGUUGUUAUAAUUAGUUUUGUGAAUAUAAAAUUAGAGCACUUACAUUUAAAAUUAGUUGAGUUAUGACUUUAAAAGGAUUAAAUGUUGAAUCAGAUUCUCAGGAUUUUACAAUUUUUUUCUCCUUUUUGUUCAAUUUUGUAGUUUCUUUCUCUGGAAAAUAAAACUCUCAAUCAUA